Messenger RNA from Aspergillus viridinutans, 3654 nucleotides. RefSeq names its product bifunctional urea carboxylase/allophanate hydrolase. Gene Ontology annotation, molecular function: ATP binding; metal ion binding. The record is from RefSeq and is a predicted model, not a curated record. Bases 1 to 3654 code for a protein of 1217 amino acids. NCBI's taxonomy places the organism in Eukaryota, Fungi, Ascomycota, Eurotiomycetes, Eurotiales, Aspergillaceae. The transcript has 10 exons.
AUGGAGUGUUUAAGGACUCUUCUUGUUGCCAACAGAGGCGAAAUCGCCGUCAGAAUUAUCAAGACCGCAAAGAAGCUGAAUCUUCGUACAAUUGCCAUCUAUACCGAGCCAGACGCUGCCUCUAUCCAUGUUCAUCUAGCGGAUGUCGCCGUUCUCCUCUCUGGUUCGGCCUCAAAAGCAUACAUUGACAGUGAUCAAAUUAUUCAGAUUGCAAAGCAGAACAAUGCGGAUGCUAUUAUCCCAGGUUAUGGAUUCUUAUCUGAGAAUGCGGAUUUCGCGAGGGCUGUGGCUGCCGCUGGUCUAGUAUUUGUAGGACCCUCCCCUGAAAGCAUUGAAGCUUUUGGCCUCAAACAUACCGCACGAGAACUUGCGACGAAGGCCGGAGUUCCCAUCGUGCCCGGAUCACCUGGCCUGAUCGAGAAUGAAGAUGACGCUGUGGAAGUGGCUCAGAAAUUGGGGUAUCCAGUCAUGCUGAAAGCCACCGCUGGUGGUGGUGGAAUGGGCUUGCUUACAUGCAAUUCCGAGGCCGAGGUACGCAAGUCCUUCGCAACUGUCAAGUCGCGAGGAAAAGCAUUAUUCAAGAACGCGGGCGUGUUCAUAGAGCGUUAUUAUCCAUCGAGCCACCACAUAGAAGUUCAGGUGUUUGGUAACGGAGAUGGUAAGGCGAUCUUUAUUGGCGAAAGGGAAUGUUCGAUACAAAGAAGGCAUCAGAAGGUGAUUGAAGAAUGUCCGAGCCCUUUCGUCUCCAGAAAACUGGGGUUGCGAAAGAGCUUGGGUGAGGCUGCCAUCCGUCUGGCGGAGUCGAUCAACUAUGGUUCGGCAGGGACGAUUGAAUAUCUUGUCGAUGAUGAAACCGGCGCAUUCUUCUUUCUUGAGAUGAACACUCGCCUACAGGUUGAGCACGGGAUAACUGAACUCUGCUAUGGCAUUGACUUGGUUGAACUCAUGCUGGAUCAAGCGGAUGCCCAGCUUUCUGGGAGGAAGGGAGUUGAAGCAUCUUUCCUUGAAAGCUUACCCGCGGAAGCCCCUUCUGGCGCUGCUAUUGAAGCAAGAGUGUAUGCUGAGAAUCCGACCAAAGAUUUCGCGCCUUGUCCUGGAACCUUGCAAACCGUCGAAUGGAAGGAAAUACCAGGUUCAAGGAUUGAUACAUGGGUCUAUCCAGGCAUCAAAGUAUCCGCCAAUUACGACCCCCUACUCGCGAAGGUCAUGUACCACUCGCCAGAUAGACAGCAGACCAUCAUGGGAAUGAGGGAAAUUCUAGGGGAAUCACGCAUUUGCGGGCCUCCAACCAAUCUGGAUUUCCUGGUUAAGAUUCUAGAAGAGGAGACCUUUGUCGCAGGCAACACAUUGACAAGAUUUCUGGAUGAUUUUCAGUACACCCCGUCAGCAAUCGACGUCAUUUCGGGCGGCGCCUAUACCCUCAUCGAAGACUGGCCCGGUCGACCGACCAUAGGAAGGGGGUUUUGUCAUUCUGGGCCAAUGGACCCGCUAGCUUUCCGCAUCGCGAAUGCACUUGUCGAUAACCCCGUCGGCCUCGAGGCUCUGGAGAUUACCCUGAGCGGUCCAGAUCUACGCUUCCUCGGGCCAGCAAUUAUCUCCCUUUGUGGAGCGCCGAUUGAAGCUAAACUCGAUGGAGAUACUAUUCCAAUGUGGUCAAGAGUCAAGGUAGCCGCUGGUCAACGUCUGACUAUCGGUAAAACUACAGGAAACGGCUGCAGGGCUUACCUCGCUGUCUUUGGUGGAUUCCUCAAUGUGCCCAAAUGGUUCGGGUCAAAGUCGACAUCUCCAGGUGUAGGAGUUGGAGGCUAUCAAGGUCGGCAGCUUUCAUCGGGAGACCUUCUCGCAAUCACAAGCGUGAUUCCGGAAGUCAAUAGUGAUCUCCGUAUACCAGAACACCUCAUCCCCGAUUACCCAAGUCACUGGGAGCUACUAGCCAUGCCAGGACCCUACGAUGAGGGCUAUCUUACUCCCGAGAGUAUCGAUAUGCUGUUUGAGACCCAGUGGAAGAUUUCACACAAUGCGGCAAGAGGAGGCAUCCGUCUCAUCGGUCCCAAACCACGGUGGGCUCGCUCCGAUGGGGGAGAGGGCGGCGCACAUCCCUCUAACGUGAUAGAAUACGGAUACGCAAUCGGCUCGCUCAACUGGACAGGCGACGAUCCCGUUAUCUUUCCACAAGAUGCCCCGGACUUUGGGGGAUUUGUUAGCAGCCAUACGAUCGUAAAGGCAGAUCUAUGGAAGUUGGGACAGGUGAAAGCGGGGGACACCCUGAAAUACCGAGCAGUGUCUUUGGCCGAUGCCCUGGAUGCACGGAGGGAUAUGGAGAGGUUCGUGGACGAACUGGUACAUUGCUGCAAGCAAGGGCACGGAUUCAACAGCGUGAAAGCUCUGAGAGGCAUGCCUCCCGAGCAGACAGCCGAGACUCGCGGCAAAGGCGUGGUGCAUCGGGUUGAAGAGCAAGGGAACCAGCCCCUUGUGUCUUACAGACAGGCAGGGGACGACUAUCUCCUCAUUGAUUAUGGCCCGGGAAAAGAGAUCACGUUCUCGAAUGGGCUCGUUUCGACGGUUGGAUGCGGAAAUUCGCUGAUGCUCUACUACGACGGCAUGAAACUCUCUCAGCUAAGACUAAUCAGCUACCUCUGCGACCUCGAGACAAAACUUGGAGAUCUUAGUCAAGCAAAGAUGCCGAGUCGGCUGUUCAGGCUUCCUCUCACGUUCGAGAGUCAAAGACAAAAGGAUGCCAUUCAGCGUUACAUGGAAACACAGCGUCCGUACGCUUCCUAUCUUCCAGAUAACAUGGAAUUUGUAGCCAGAAACAACGCUUUCACAAAGGAAGAAUUCGAAAACAUUUUCCUGACAGCCAGCUUGAUGGUUGUCUCUGUCGGAUUCUUCACUGCACUUCCGCUCGCCCUCCCUGUGGAUCCUCGUCAACGAAUGAACUGCCCUAAAAUGAAUCCAAGUAGAGUAUAUACUCCAGCCGGCUCAGUAUCAUGGGGUGGAAGCUGCAUGGCGUUGUACAAUGUUGAUUCACCUGGUGGAUAUCAACUGACCGGAAUGACCAUACCGGGCGUCGACAUCUUGGGCUCGAAGAAAGGCUACAGCGCCGACAGACCGUGGCUCUUCGAAGAAUUUGAUCAGAUAACCUUCUACCGAGUCUCCGAAGAGGAAUACGAAAAGCAGCUGGCGCUGUUUAAUAGCGGCCAAUACGAAUAUCAAUGGGAGGAGGUUGUUUUCGACAUGGCGGAGCACAAUCGGCUCUUGCAGGAAACGCGCGACGAAGUAGCAGCCAUCCGAGCACGCCAGCGUCAGGCGCAGGCUGAAAUGGAUAAAAUUGAAGCAGAGCUGCUCGAACGCUGGGCGAAGGAAAAGGCCGAGAGGGGAGUAUCUCAGGACACAAUCGAGAGUUUACUUCAAGACCCCGAGAUCAUUGCAAUCGAAGCCCCCUUGAAUACCAAUGUGUGGAAAGUCGAGGUCAAACAAGGGGACAAGCUUGAGGAGAACCAGGUUGUGGUCAUACUAGAAGCGAUGAAACUCGAAAUCGCUGUGCGAGUCGAGCCUUCUGCAGCGGGUGCCACUGUGGAGAAAGUUUUGGCACCCCCAGGAGAACCGAUCGAGGCUGGCAAGCCACUAUUACUUGUGCGCAAAGUCAAGACCUGA